This is a messenger RNA of Protomyces lactucae-debilis, 4995 nucleotides long. RefSeq lists its product as uncharacterized. The record is from RefSeq and is a predicted model, not a curated record. The transcript has a single exon. Gene Ontology annotation, cellular component: small-subunit processome; t-UTP complex; 90S preribosome. Gene Ontology annotation, molecular function: snoRNA binding. The coding region runs from base 23 to 4978 and encodes 1651 amino acids. Gene Ontology annotation, biological process: maturation of SSU-rRNA from tricistronic rRNA transcript (SSU-rRNA, 5.8S rRNA, LSU-rRNA); positive regulation of transcription by RNA polymerase I. Lineage: Eukaryota; Fungi; Ascomycota; Taphrinomycetes; Taphrinales; Protomycetaceae.
GUCUACUUGAUAGACAGGGAUCAUGGCCACGAGCCUCGCCCAGCAGCUUGCAGGCAUCAGAGCCAAUGCCGCUGUACAAAAUAUCAACUUUCAAAAGCGAAAGAAGCUCCCUUCACUGCUCUUCUCGCCCUCAGAGGCAGCUGAUCAAGAUAUUGACCAAGUCUUUGCUAUUGCAGCCAACGGCUUCGAGGAGCUAGCUUCUAUUCAGCCUGCCUUGCGUUCCUUCGAGAGGACACUAUUUGCCGAAGAUGCAAAGCUCAUUGAUCGAGCAACGCAGACGCGUGCCCAAAAUGACAAGCUCGAGGCAAAGAUCCGUUCAUUCCUGGAUCAAGCGGCUCCCUACUUUCUGCUCAGGCCUACGCAGAAGUGCCUUGAAUGGCUCGUCAGGCGGUUUGAUGUGUGCUUCACGCUCCCAGAGUACCUCAUCCUCACCUUCAUGCCCUUCCACUCGACACCAACAUUUGCAAAGCUGCUUAGCAUCCUCGAGCUGCCACCGCAGUGGGCUUUCCUCGGUGCGUCCAAGAAGUCAAUGGAUCCUCCAGCCUUGUCGCUUCUUGUCAAGGCAUGCUGCGCGACGCCAACGAUGCUCACACUCCUCAUUGAGCAUGUCUGGGCACGCGUACAGACGAAUCGAGAGCAUUCACGCCAGGUGGGUCUCUAUGCAGACGUGUGCGUCAGGGCCAUUGCUCAUCAGCGAGAUUGCAACAUUGCUGAAGAAGAUAUUGUCAGUCGUUUUUUACCUGUUGCCGGUGAAGCCUUGGGACUGAGGGAGCAUCCAGAGUUCCAGAUCGCCAAUUACAUGGUCAUUGCCGUCUUGUCGGCUCGCGCUAGUCUUUCUGGUGAUGUCGUUGCUGUUGUGAUGCAAAAGAUUGUCUCAGGCUUCUCUGAUCAGUCCAAGCGCUCGGCACUCAUCUGCCUCGCCCAGCUUGUGCAGCAGCAAGAGGGUUUCCAUGCUUUGGCUGAAGGAGUCGCUUCUCAUCUCUUUACUCAGGAUGUGCUAGACUUGUGCAAGCAAUUCAGUGCAGACAAGCUGAUGACUAGUUUUGCGCUCUCUCUGUGUGUGUCGCGCACACCUGCAUCGGUCGAGGAAGUAGGAAGACUUUUGUCUAGUGGGCUCAUGACCCGUGCAGAGACAGUCUUUGUUUUGCAGGCCGUCGCCAAGCAAGUGCUCGAGUCAGCAGAACUGACAGACUACCGCGCUUCAGUCAGCAAGCUCUUGGAAGACACUCAUCUUCUCAAGUUCUUUGCUACAGCAGUCGGCGACAAGGUAGCUGACGUUGAACUUGCCCUACAAAUGACACUUACUAAGCCAGAGCCCAUGUCGAUUGAUGUCGCGCCUGUGCCGCAAAUUGAAGAAACCUUCAGCCUUCCUGUGCUUGGCGAUGAAGAGACUUGGCUUUCUCUUCUCGAUGCGCGAAAGCUGCUCAAUGAUCUCGUUGCUCCUGGUCAACUUGCAAAGACGCUAGCUCAGGUCGACGAUAAGAUCUCAUUCCUAGCACGCGUCUCGCUUUCUGCGAACGAAGUGACUCUGCAAGUUGAGGCACUCCGUCAGCUUGCAAGCAUGGUGAGCUCUAGCAAAGAUGACAUGCAAGGCUUGCUACCUAUUCUCAUCUGCUUGUUGUCCAGUAAGAGCGAGCAAGUGCGGACUGCCACAUUUGCUGUCAUUGAACUCAUUAGGCCACCCAAGACAAAGCGCAUCUGGGGUAUUGACGACUUGUAUGGCCCGCACAGCGCAGAUCUCAAAUGGCUCUCUGCUUCCGAAGUGCAGCACUUUCUUCAAGUCUUGUUGACUGAGAAGCAUGCUUGUCUUUUGGAUCAUAAGGUGAUUUACAAGACUGUCGGCAACGCUAUGCAAACGCACGGUCACAAGGGCAAGGAUCUCGCUCACAGAACAACGACGCUUCAUUGGCUCGCAAGCCACAUUCUGCACGCCCCAUUGGCGAAGAUUGUACUCAAGCUCCUCCUGUGCUUUGACAAGACGCCUGAGCCAACAUCUGCCAAAACACGCGCAGUUUCUCAAAGGCUGGAGGAAGUGAUAAACGAUGCUUCGCCCAUUGCCGCUCAAUGUCGCCUCGAGUUGAUUGAUGCGACCGUCAUCCAUCGCUUGCUCAUCCGGCAGGUGGUUGCUUCAGAGACAGGCGCGCUUCAAUUGCUGCUCAAACUGGUCCACGACCAGAAUGAUGUCUUCGGGCCACCUGCAAUCAUCUGGCUGGCCUCGCUGUACCCAUCCAUGAAGCGAGAAUACAAGGCAGAUUUUGUCAGGUCGCUUGUCAAUGGCAUCGUCGAUGGACCCUCGCAAGUCUCUCGCCAGGCCAAUGCGACGAUCGAUCAGGUUGAUCUGACAACUGACCUGCUUGCAGAGCUCAUCAAUGACGUCGACAUUGAGCCACUCACCGCGCAGGCCAAGCGGCUGAAGACUACAGCGGACAGUCCGGACAUUGCCCUGCGUCGAUUCACCUCGUUGUUGGAGGUGGUUGAACGGCAUGAGCCUCAACAACAUGCUUUAUUGCUUCCUCUGCUCUUCAGCAAGCUUAAUGAUCUUGUUGUUGCAGAAGCAGACUCGGAUGUAUCAGUCUCAUUCACUGAACAGCUGCUACUUUCUUGCAUGUUGCCCAUGGUAUCAACGGAGAAUGCCAAGGACUGCCGGGUUGAUAUUCUCAUUAGCUGCAUUCGUGGUUCCUCAUCACCUCAAGUUCACAAUCGCGCACUCUUGCUCGUCGCUGCGCUCGCAGAAGCAGCACCAGAGCAAGUCUUGCAUGGUGUGAUGCCCAUUUUCACAUUCAUGGGUGCCAAUUUGCUUCGACAGGACGAUGGAUUCAGUGCACAUGUCAUCGAGACGACUAUCCAGCAUGUUGUGCCGCCUUUGCUUGCUUCGCUCGGCAGCAAAGCAGAAGACCGUAUUCUUGGCGCUUCUGGCAUUUUGCAGAGCUUUGUUGAUGCGUUCCCACAUGUUCCCAAGCACCGUCGUCCAAAGUUGUUCGUUACCUUGGUGCAGACACUUGGCGAAGAGCAAUUCUUGGCGCCCUUGCUGGCUGUCUUUGCUCAAAAGCGUGCUGAAAUACCAGCCAGGCAAAAGCCGGCUCCUGGUGUGGAGUCCGCUGCUGCAUACUUGGACUUUUGUUUGCUUCUGCUGCGUCAGUUCCGUGCUCCCGUUCAGCUCGAGGCACUGCAAGCUCUGUCGGAGAUUUGCAGGCAAGUGCCAGACGAAGCACCAGACGUGCCAGAGCCCUCUCUCCUUUCUCAUGUUAAUGUUGAUCUCAACAAGUUGCGCACCAGCCUCGUCAAGGUGAUCGCAGCGCACCUGAGUUCCAAAAAGGUGCGGUCAGAGCUUGAAGUUGCUCCGCAAGAGCCGUUUGCAAAACUGGUCGAGUCGCUCCUCAUGCUAUGCGAUGAAGUCGAGGCAGAAGCUGCAGAUACAGCACUUGAUGCAUUGGACCGUGCCAUUACGCUCCUGCCCGCACCGCUCUUUGUGUCUGUAGUACAAGACUUGCUGUUGAAGAGCGAGUCUAUGCAAGUCAAGGCACUCGAAAUGAUUGCUGCUCGUGGCAGUGCAGAUAUGCCGACACUCGUUGGCAAAGUUGCUGGCCUGGUUUCUGAUGGACCUCUUUUGUGCUCGGCGUUGGAAACGCUCAGCACCCUCGGUCGGCGCUUUGGUAAGCAAGAGCCUGGCAUCUUUGUGCCUGUUGCUGAAGCAGUCGUAUCGCUGGAAACAACUGACAUGCUGGCCAAGAUCCAAGCAGUCGACACGACAACAACGCUUGCUGUUGUGCUUGGUCCUCGCAUCUUGCCCUUUUUGCCACGUUUCAUGCCGCAAGUUCUGGAGCAGCUCACCAGUAUUAGCAAAGAAGAAGAUGCUGAUUUGUUGCCUCUGGCUACUUGCUCUCUGCUCGAAUCGCUCGUCAAGACUAUUCCAAGCUUUAUGACGAGCUACACUGCACCCAUCAUGCAGCGUGCGGCCGAUUUCCACCUUGCCACGGACGAGCUUGCCAAUGAGAAAAAGUCCUUGCUCUCAACUCUAGCCACGAGCAUGCCAACGCGUAACGUGCUUGGUGCCAUUUCAACCGCAUGGACAGCAUACGGCAAGGUGGCCAACAAAAAGUCAUUUGUUGCACUCAUUGCUGUGCUGGAGGAGACGAUCGAGCAAUCCACUCGGCAGUUUGUCACGGGCUCCUCGAAGGAAAUAUUGUCUUUAUUCUUGCAAGCGUUGGACAUUCGCGGGCAGUCAAAGUCUUGGGAUGUCAAGGGUAUCGAGCAGGUUGAGAAGAAAACGAUUGCUGCAUUACUCAAGGUGGUGCUCAAGCUCAAUGACACAACUUUCAGGCCACUCUUUUUGAAGUUGAAGGGUUGGGCAUUUACCGGCACGGACCAGCCUGCAGCAUCUUUGGCGCGUCAAAUCACCUUUUUCAAUUUCAUGGUGCAAUUCACCUCGACAUUUAAGGGCAUCAUCCUCAACUAUUACAACUACCUGCUUGAGGACAUGAUUGAGCUCCUACAAAGUCAGCCCAAUCGCAAAUUGUGGGUUGGUGUCGUGUCGAGCUUGACAUUGGCAUUUCGACAUGACACGCAAGAGCACUGGAAGAAUGUCCUUGCUGGCGACAAGGCCGAACAGCUCAUCAACUUGCUCGUCAGUCAGCUCGAUGCCGCUUCCACAUACCCGAGUCAGAUUGCCGUGCCGGCCAUUGUUGAACUCACCAGUGCGUUGCAAGGAAGCGAGCAGUUCACCAAGCAUCUCAAUACGCGCGUGCUCGCUCGCUUCAGACAUGAAGAUGCACAAGUCAGGCUUUCGGCAGUCUCGUGUGAGAAUCAACUGUGUGCCAAGCUGGGGGAAGAAUGGCUGGCUCAUGUGCCGCAGCUGAUUCCGUUUAUUGCCGAGGCACUCGAGGACGAAGAUGAGCGAGUCGAGCGGAUGGCGAGCUCCCUAGCUAUUACCAUCGAAGGCUUUUUAGGUGAGAGUCUCGAUAAAUAUCUUAAGGUCUAGCUUGAUUUAUUCAAAUA